UAUCAUAUUUCCUCUUAUCUGUGUGAAAAUCUCACUACCUCUCGUUCUGCAGUGAUCGCAGCAUAGCGCAUGGAAAGCUCGUUCAUGAAAACGCGCCUCGACUGUCUGCUUACCAGCAUAAUAUAUUGAAGUCUGGACUUCACCGUUAUUCUAGCCUACCAUUAGGGUACUACGGUAGUUGGACUCUGCUGGGCGUCUGUUUUUCGUGUAGGCAUAUAAUAAUAACCAUCGUGGUGUGCCCAUACACAAAAGCAAUGGAAGAGCAGUCAAAGAAAUCUGGUGCCGAGCAGAAGAAACUAAUUGUUGCAGUUAUUUUUCUCUUGAUUGUCAUUGGCAUAGUCGUAGCCAUACUUGCGCUCCUUAUGCAAGGAGAUGAAUCGAUUGAUCCAAGAUAUUUUCAAAAAGCGUCAUGUGAAGUUGAAAAUCCAUCACCAAUAGAAGCAAAUGCUUGCUUGAGGGCUGAUUGUACGUUCGUUCCAUCAGUUUGUGAUACUUCUUGUCCAUUCGACUAUGAAACUGAUCCCGUAACUAAAUGUCAAGUUAGUUGCGAAUGUGCACCUUCUGGACUUUAUCAAGGGGAUAUCAUGUUUGUUCCUCAACAGGUCAAAGCCAUGUCCGAAAGGUACGGAUAUGCCGAUAAGGACGAUUUUGAUCUUUUUUAUGGAUCCGCUGAAUCUGAUACUAUAUUAUGGAACGAAAAUGAAGUUAAUGGAAGAUAUCAGAUUGGAUAUGUUUACGAAACUACAAUAAAGCCAUCUGUGGCAAAGAACAUAGAAAAAGCUAUGAAGAUGAUAGCAGAAGACACAUGUAUUGAUUUUGUGCCUCAUACAAAUCAAGAACAUUACAUUAGGUUUGACAUCACGGACGGAUGUGCGUCAUAUGUUGGAAUACUUAAAAACUCAAAGACCCCGCAGACUGUUUCAAUAGGUUGGGGUUGUGACGAAUCGGGAACUGUUCAUCAUGAGCUCAAGCAUUUGCUCGGAUUCGAGCAUGAACAUUGUAGAGCUGAUAGAGAUGCGUACCUUACAGUGAAAUUGGAAAAUGUUGAAGAGGGUAUGGAAUACAACUUUGUUAAAAUAGAAAAAGAAAAUGCCAUAAUGAUUGGAGUACCUUAUGACAUCACGUCACUGAUGCAAUACCCAAGUGGAUCUUUCCUGAAAUUCCCUGGAAGAUAUACGGUGGUGGAAUAUGGAACGGAAUUGCCAAUCAAUUUAACUUUUUCGGGGACAAGAUAUACCGAAUAUGAUGCAUUUGAAAUCAACCAACUUUAUGGCUGCCUGGAUUCUGUAACAACCGCAACAUGGACUGAAUGGGGUGAUUGGUCACCUUGUGAUUCAACUUGUGAAAAAGGAGAAAAAUAUAAAUAUAGAAGAUGUGAAAAUGCUGAGGGAAAGCAUGUCAUUGGAUGUCCUGGAGAACCACUAAUGAUUGAACCUUGUUCUAUACGGACAUCUUGUCCACCAAAAAAUAUCUGGAAAGAAUGGGGAGAGUGGGGUGAAUGUGAUGUCACAGAAUCCCAAAGCUUUCGAAUGAGGUCACGACGAUGUGCUUUAUUAUUUGACGGAUGUAAAGGCGGGAUUGCAGUUAAUAUAGAAGAUUGUCCUAUGGAAAUUGAGCCUACUAAAACUUGGGGAGCCUGGAGUGAAUGCUCUGGUACUUGUAAUGGACAAAGAGUAAGAGGAAAACUAUGUAAUGGUCAACCUUGUCCUGAUGGAAUACCUCACUAUGGCUUCUGCAAUACUGAAUGUGGAGCUCUACCUACAACUGGGAAAGCAACAUGGAGUCAGUGGACGGAAUGUACUGAAACCUGUGAUGGUAUACGCACCAGGCAAAGAUUGUGUGGAGAUACGUUUUGUGAAGGGUCGUCUCCUGUGAAUGAAGGAUGCGGUGUAGGAAGAUGUGGGCAUCGAAAUUGGAUGUGGAGUCAGUGGAAUGAGUGCUCUGCUACCUGUGAAGGAAUGCAAACCAGGCGUAAAAUAUGUGUAUCGGGAGAAUGCCCAGGCGAAGAAUCAAGAGAAUGUAAUUCUAAUUCAUGCUCGGCAACUGAAGGUUCUUCAUAUUCAUCAACAUUGUACACAACAACAACAACACCUGGAUCAUAUUCAUCAAUAUUGUACACAACAACAACCCCGGAAUCAUAUUUAUCAACAUUGUACACAACAACGACAACAACAACCACACCUGAAAAUGCAGGAGAUUGGGGGCUUUGGGCGAGUUGUUCAGCUACUUGUGAUGGCACGAGGGUCAGGCAAAGAACAUGCAGGACAUUCUGUUAUAAUCCUGAAACAGAAACAGAGGAUUGUAACGUUGGAUUGUGUAGCUCAGACAGAGGGGCAGAUGGAACAGAUGAGAAUACGAGUUUAUUUGAUGUAAAGGAAGACAGUGUACCAAAUUUAUGUGGUGGGGCAGGCAGUCAGUGGUACUUCGGAGAUUUUAAUGGAGAUGGAAGAACUGACGCAGUUUGUAUUGAAUUAGAUGGAAAUGUUGCAAUUGGACAUACAACAACUUCUGGUUCCAUGACAGAACUACAUUGGAAAGGUCGAAUUUCACCUUGUGCCAGUGCAGAUAUUUACUUCGGAGACAUUAAUGGGGAUAGAAGAGAUGAUUUUGUUUGUAAAGACAGCGUAAGAAGAAAGCUAAUCAUCAGAUACACAACAGAAGCUGGCGUGUUUGGAGACAAGGAGGUUGAUGGCGGAAGCUUCUGCACCGAUCCUUCAGAUAACCUAUUUGCAUUGGACGUAGAUGGAACGAGAACAAUGGACCUACUCUGCCACUUCGCAGAUAGUCAUAUAGAAUUAAGACUGAAUUCGAACUUUCGACCUUUCUAGAUUAUUCUGUAUUGGCACUCU
This is a messenger RNA of Styela clava, 2849 nucleotides long. RefSeq lists its product as uncharacterized. NCBI's taxonomy places the organism in Eukaryota, Metazoa, Chordata, Ascidiacea, Stolidobranchia, Styelidae. Gene Ontology annotation, molecular function: zinc ion binding; metalloendopeptidase activity. The record is from RefSeq and is a predicted model, not a curated record. Gene Ontology annotation, biological process: proteolysis.